Capra hircus (goat) is the source of this 3835-nucleotide messenger RNA. RefSeq names its product TNF receptor superfamily member 4 (gene TNFRSF4). Gene Ontology annotation, biological process: inflammatory response. Bases 2775 to 3611 code for a protein of 278 amino acids. Gene Ontology annotation, molecular function: protein binding; tumor necrosis factor receptor activity. The record is from RefSeq and is a predicted model, not a curated record. NCBI's taxonomy places the organism in Eukaryota, Metazoa, Chordata, Mammalia, Artiodactyla, Bovidae. The transcript is spliced from 7 exons.
GGGGCUUCCUAGCGUUGAAAUUCACCUGUGAUCGGGUGGGGCCUCAGCUGCCAAUUUAAAGUCAGGAGCGAGAGUCCAGGCCUGGGUGAGGCCACCUGGGAGGGACCAGGAGGAAAUGGGACUUUAGGACGGAGGAGGGCUCUGAGGAUGAGCGCUCCCAGGGAUGGGGGUAGAGAACUAGGGGCACUCACAGAGUUUGGAAAGCACAGGAGUCCUGGCCUGGGGCUCCCUGCCGGAGAUGGGGAGGAGCAGUCCCGGGGGUUGUGGUGAGGCUGGGGAGUUGGGAGCCUACAGUGGGGGAGAUGAGGUGACAGGUCCUCUACUGGCUCCUUCCCAGGGUCUGCUGUGCCUGGUGCAUGGCUGGCGUGUGGGGUGGAGGAGAUAACACACUGGGGGUCAGAUGACUGAGGGAGGGUCACCCACCAAGCUCGCUGCCUCCCAGCUGGCCCCUGCCGGGCACUGUCGGAGGCCUGAGUCCACGAGGCCUCAGUGGAUGGCUCACCUGGCCAGAUGGUGUACGUGGGCCUUGGCUAGGGCGGGGGCUCUGGCCGAGUGGGCAUCGGGGCCAGCCUGAGCUGCCCACGUGACCUGCUUCCGAGCAGUGUGGGGAGGGGCUGCCCCAGAGGAGCAGGGCGCGGCGACAGAGCUGGUUUCCAGACAAACAAGAGGAAAGAAUGUUUUCAGAACUGAGACAGAAUGCGGGGCCAUGGCGGUGGCUGAGGCUGAACGUGUAGGCGGGCAGCCGCCAGCAGGUGUAACUUAGCUGGGACAGAGAUAUCAGUCAGCCAGGUCCAUGGGCUGCCACAUGUGGACCCUGUGUGCGGCAGGUGUUAGGGCUUCGGGCAGAGGGCGGGGUGGUCCUGUAAGGAGCAGGGUGCUGCCAGGCCCGGAGUUACUGCCAUCUCAGAAGCUAUAGUUCGUCUUAAAAAUGUUUUUCUCACCUUCAGUGGAAGAGGUGUACAAUACUUGCAUGCACACGUGUGUAUAACAGACUGCCUAGGUGCUCUACCCCUCCCAUGUGGACCCUCCCUCUCUGGAGCGCUGGGGCAGGGACCUGCGGUGGCCCCUGCCUGCCGGCAGAGCCAACUGGUGGAAUUUCCUGCAGGUGGGGAGGGAGCCCCACUUCUUACCUGUGCCCGUCACCACCAGGAGGAGGGGGAUUUCCAGCCCCUGCGGGAGGCUCCCCGCCCGAAGCUUCAGGUUAACUGUUAAGCAGAGAAUCCUGUCUCUUGGUUCAGAUUUUAAAGGCACCGAAGACAUAGAACAGCCUCUGCCUUGGGGCACCAGGAUGAGAGCUCUGUGUGGGAGGAAGCAUGUGCACAUGUGUGCACGCGUGCCUGUGCUUGUCUCCCCUCGCGCCCCACAGUGCCGGCAUACCAGCCGUCCUUCUGUCCCAGGGGCCCCCGGGGCUUGUCUUUCCUGUCUCCCCCAAACCCGGGUGGCUGUGGGGUCAGGGAGAGCCUGGCACGGCCUCCAGAGUGUUGGGAGAGGCAGCGCUCGUCCAGCCAGGGGGCAGAGCAGAGGGGCUGUCCUCAUGGGCCACCCCUUCUAGACACAAGCCCAGGGCUUCACGAGGGCAGCACACACACGUCCAGGCACGUGGGGCUAGCACCACACAUGCGUGCCACACAUGUGGCUGACACAUGCUCCCAGGCACACAUCACACCCAGGAUACCUGGGUGCUUGACCAGCAGUGCAUGUUGGGUCUGCGUGGGUGGCUUAUCCUCUUCCAGUCCUGGAGGCUGGACAUCGGAGACCCAGGUGUGGGCAUGGCCAGUGUUGCUGUGUAGACAGCUGUUUUCUGUGGGUCCUCAUGUGGUCGGCUUCUGUGCAUGUCUGUGCCGUGACCUCCUCUUAUGUGGGCACAAGCCACACGGGAUCAGGCCCACCUGUGACCCCACCCCGCCAUCAUUGCCCCCUAAGAGGCCCCUUCUUCCAGCAUAGCCGCAUGAGGGUCGGGCUUCCAUGUGUGGGUCGUGGCUCUAAUGUGAAUUCAGCCCCUGGCGCCUCCUGCUGUGCUCAGGGACAUGCAGCUGCUUUCUCACACCUGCACACGCCUGCAUACACUUGCCCAGGCUGGCACUCACUGUGGGCACUGGUCAGGAGGUGCCCAAUCCACCAGAACUGCUGGCAUUGGUCUGGGCUACUUUUGGACACUUGGGCCAGUGACCGUGCUCCGGAGCCCCCAGUACCACCUCCCCUCCCCCAUAGUGGAUGCCUGACUCUGUGUGCUGCCCUAGCUCACCCAAUGACUCUGGGCACCCUUUGGCGGAGCGGAGGGGAGGAUUGGCAUCAGUGCAGCUCCCCCACUUCUCCUGAGGGUUCAGCCCUGCAGAGAGAGUGGGAGUCUAGAAGCAGCGAGCCAGGUGAAGGUGUCCCAAGACCAUUCUGGUUGGGGCAGCCAAGAUGCCUGGCCGAAGGGGCUCCGGCUCUACUUCACCGUGAGACAGGAGUGGGAGUGUCCUGUGGUGGUGCAGACCAGCUGGGCUGGAGAUCUGGCCUGGCCCUAGUAGGGCUGGGGGAGCUGCGGGUCCCUCCUCGGGCCCUGGGCCUGCCGGCUGGGCUGAGCUGAGGCCUGUGGGCCCCGGACCAGAAGAGAAGGCUGGGAGUAGGCUUCCCAGACUAGCUGCCUUCCAGCACUUCCUGGGGCCCUCCUAGUCCCCUCCUGGUCCCCUCCUCCUGCCCUCCCCACCCCUCCCCCGCAGCCCUUAUAGCCACAUCCUGCAAGGAAAAACCCCAGACUCCCAGAGCCUCGGAGCUGAGAGGAGCUGAGAAUGUGCGUGGGGACCCAGCCGCCCAGGGCGCCGGGCUCAGCCCUCCUGCUCCUUGGGCUCGUGCUGAGUGCUGCGGCCCAGCCCCACUGUACUGGGGACACCUACCCCAGUGGCAACAGGUGCUGCAAAGAGUGCCAGCCAGGUUAUGGGAUGGAAAGCCGCUGUAUCCACAACCGGGACACAGUGUGCAGCCCGUGUAAGCCCGGCUACUACAACGAGGCCGUCAACUAUGAGCCCUGCAAGCCCUGCACCCAGUGCAGCCAGAGAAGUGGGAGUGAACCCAAGCAGAGAUGCACACCCACCAGAGACACGGUCUGUGGCUGCAGGCCGGGCAGCCAGCCCCAGGACAGCUACGGCUACAAACGUGGAGUUGACUGUACCCCGUGCCCACCAGGACAUUUCUCCCCGGGCAAUGACCAGGCCUGCCAGCCCUGGACCAACUGCACCUUGUUAGGAAAGCGAACAUUGCGGGCGGCCAAUAGCAGCUCGGACGCCAUAUGUGAGGACAGGAGCCCCCCGGCCACACCACCGUGGGAGACCCAAGGCCCUCCAGUCCAGUCCACUACUGCCAAGCCCACCACCUCCUGGUCUAAGGCCUCACAGGGGUCCUCCAUGCCCCACACAGAGCCCCCCAAGGCCCCUGAGCUGUCCGCUGUCCUGGGCCUCGGCUUGGGCCUGGGCCUCCUUGCCCCUGUGGCUGCCAUGCUGGCCCUGCUCCUCCACCACAGGGCCUGGAGGCUGCUGACCAACACCCCCAAACCCCCAGGGGGAAACAGCUUCCGGACCCCUAUCCAAGAGGAGCACACUGAUGCCAACUCCAGCCUGGCCAAGAUCUGAACAACGUCUGCUGGGGUGGGAGCCGGUGACCCCUCCCCAGGAUGGGGCCCCCGAGGGGCAGGGGGCCCCCCAGGUGCAGGUUGCCCCCCUGUCACCCCUGUGCGUGGCACCCUGACCCCUGCCCUGUGCCGUUUUAGGUGCUCCUGGGCUGGCCCUGGGCUCUGCUACGUAUGCUGUGCAUACUCCCCGCCCAGGGUGGGCCCCCAAUAAACGACGUUGGCAGA